Molecule: messenger RNA, 1119 nt
Organism: Microsporum canis CBS 113480
Lineage: Eukaryota; Fungi; Ascomycota; Eurotiomycetes; Onygenales; Arthrodermataceae
Exons: 3
Coding region: 1-1119 (372 amino acids)
Cellular component (GO): mitochondrion
Source: RefSeq, a predicted model, not a curated record
AUGGCACGUCCUCGAUUAUACCGCUUAAGAUAUCUUUCAUAUCUUUACACUACCCCUAGAAGUUAUACUACCAUGCUGGAAGUGCAAAAAAGCAAGCCCCACGAACUGCGGACAGCAGGACAGCCUCGACAGAGCUCAUUCUACCAGCUUAAGGUAUACCAUAUAUCCCAGAUCAACCCGACCAUUCGCCUUGUCCGAUUCAACAUAAUUUCCAGUUGUGACUCACUUGACUGGUCUGGGGGGAAUUCUGAGAGUUGGCUAGAUGUUCAUAUUCCUAAUAUCAAACAUGCUGGCGGAUUCACGAUAACAUCCACCCCUCAAGACGCCUCUCCCCAGCCAACCACCAAUGCCGCUACGGACGACAGUAAUAGCUCUUUACCCUACCUUGAGUUGGCCGUUCAGUUUUCACCGACUAACCCGGCAGCGAAGUGGUUUUGGCAGCCUGUUGAGCUUAUAUUAAAUACUCCAGUUAAAGUCAGGGUUGGAGGUAAUUUCGUCUGGCCUCCGCCAAAUGGAAUGUCCUUUGACGAGAUCAAAAAAAUUGUAUUAGUGGCCGGUGGCGUGGGUAUAAACCCGCUUAUAUCAAUGAUAUCAUAUAUCCACCAGACACGCUCAAGCCUUCCAUCUUCAAUGGUUCAUCUUUUGUACUCGACCAAAGUCCCUUCACAAUCGAAAUCUCCUCCCACCAUACCUAUAGAUAGGAUGAUACCAAGUAAGGCUGGAAAUAAUGUAUUAACUAGCCCAGCAUUUCAAAUUUUGUUCCUAGACCGUCUUCAACGUAUCCUUCGCAACUGGGAUGAAGGGGGCGAGAACAAUAAUCCCCUCGACAUACAACUGUUCAUCACAAACAUGUCCUCAGAAAGCGGAGACGGGUGUACGACCAACCUUCGCUCUGAUAUAUCAGACUUGGAUAAUCGAAUAACCACCUUUGAUCGUCGCAUCGGGGUAGAAGAUUUGCGUAGAGCCAUCGGCGAAAACGAAGAAAUUAGGAAUGGUACCGUAUGCUAUAUUUGCGGUCCUCCGAGCAUGACUGAUAGCAUUGCCAAAGAACUACAGAACAUCCUAGGCGACAGAAAAUCAGAGGGGAAGGAAAGAGUGUUCUUCGAAAAGUGGUGGUAA